UCGUCGACCUCACUCAACUCCUAUUUUUUCACUUCUACCACCAUCCACUUCCGUCUGGCUUUUUUCAAUUUCUCAAAAUUCCCUCCAUGUCCCCUUAAACCCUUUGCUCAGAAACUCCUUCUUCAUUGCUUUUAGGUUUUUCUUUCUUUCAAAUUAAAGAUCAAGUCAGUUGUUAGUUUUGUGUUCUGAUUCCGUUUCAAUUUGAAGCUUACUUUCUGAGUUCUUCAAUUGUAGUUUAGCCUCUCGUGGGUUACUUUUUUGUUUUCAGCUCUCGUUCUUUCGUUAUUUUUUGACCGUUAUAGGUGUGAAAUUUUCAAAAUUUUGAGCAUUCUAGGGUUUGGCGGAAUCUGGUUCGAUUCUUUUCUAGGGCUUUUUGCUGAGAAGACGUUGGAAAGGGAGAUCCAGAACGAGUGUUUUAAUAGGCUUUUAAUGAAUUUUAUUAAGGGUAUUGCAACGACCAGUGGGUUGUUAAUGGGAUGAAUGACGAGAGAGUUGAGAUGAAACCCUAAUUUUGAUUAUGAGGUUUUGAACAUGAGCCAUGGAGGUGGAGAGAGCAAUACAAAGAGUGAACCAACAAGCGCCACGUCAUCAACACGAGCUGGAGCUGAUCAUUUCGGUCGAGCAGUUGCAAAAAUCGCGGUGGCACAAAUAUGUGAAAGCGUUGGAUUUGAAGGCUUCAAAGAUUCGGCUUUGGAUGCCUUCGCAGAUUUUGUAAUCAGAUUCAUCCGUGACUUAGGUAAAUCCUCCAGUUUUCAUGCUAACUUAGCCGGUAGAACGCAAUGCAAUUUAUUUGAUACAAUUUGUGGAUUAGAAGAGUUAGGAGCUGUAAAUGGGUUUUUAGGUGCAUCAGAGAUACGUAAAUGUCUCGUAGGGUCAGGCAUGGUAAGGGAAAUUAUUCAGUUUUCGGAAUCUAAUGAGGAAGUCCCUUUUGCACAGCCAAUCCCACAGUUUCCUAUUAUUAGGAAUAGAAGAUUGAUACCGAGUUUUGAAGAAGUGAAUGAAACACCCCCUGGUAAACAUAUUCCAUCUUGGUUGCCGGCUUUUCCUGAUCGCCAUACUUAUGUUUAUACGCCAAUGUGGAAUGAGAGGAAAUCUGAUCCUCGUGCUGAUAAGAUUGAGCAAGCCAGACAGAGGAGGAAGGCAGAGAUGGCUUUGUUGAGUUUGCAGCAGAGGUUGGUGUCCAAUGUUGAAGCAGGAAGUUCAUCCUCAUGGAAGCCUAAUUAUGAGGUGAAUGAUUCACAAGAAGCUGGAAGCAACCCAUAUCUUGCUAAGCCUUUGCAAUCUGAAGAGAAAGAUGUUCCUCCUGUGGUUUUGCCUGCAAAGCUUAGAAAUGAAUUGUCCGGGGGAAAUACUGUUUCUGUGAUGGAUGCAUUUGGUCCUGCUAUUGAAGCAGUGAAAGGUAGCAGUCUCUGUGAUGAUGGAGAUGGUGAUCGGAAGAAUCUUCCUGACAAGAGGCCUGCUGUUAAUUUUAAAUUUAGAAGCGGAAAGAAGUUUCUGGGUGAAUUUCUGGAUACCAGUCUUCAGAAGAAGGGUGGUGGAAGAAGUGCAUCAUUAUGGCGGGAUGAUGAGAAGGAUGACAAGAAGAGAAGAGCUGAGUAUAUUCUUAGACAAUCUAUAGAAAACCCACAAGAACUCACUCAGUUGUAAAAUAGUUCAUGACUUUAAUGCUCGUUAGAUGUAUUCUUACUUUAGAAAUUGGUGCCAGAAGUGAUGGGCUAUUAGUUGCUGUUACACUAUAGGCAUACUGUUGUUCUGGCAUUGAUAUUAAGGGAACCCUGUUGGGAAUCCGUUGGCAUCCCACUCUAACAAUUGUGAUAGGUAUGUGUUUGAUUUUACGUUUCUCUGGCUGUAGUGUAGACUGAUUCUUUGAAAAUUAAAAGUUUUGCUCUUUUCACAA
This is a messenger RNA of Mangifera indica (mango), 1897 nucleotides long. Its product is annotated as transcription initiation factor TFIID subunit 8-like. Gene Ontology annotation, molecular function: protein heterodimerization activity. Lineage: Eukaryota; Viridiplantae; Streptophyta; Magnoliopsida; Sapindales; Anacardiaceae. The record is from RefSeq and is a predicted model, not a curated record. The transcript has a single exon. Bases 532 to 1647 code for a protein of 371 amino acids. Gene Ontology annotation, cellular component: transcription factor TFIID complex.